Messenger RNA from Heterocephalus glaber (naked mole-rat), 6049 nucleotides. Lineage: Eukaryota; Metazoa; Chordata; Mammalia; Rodentia; Bathyergidae. The record is from RefSeq and is a predicted model, not a curated record.
UGGAAUUACAGACAGAAGGGACCAUGCCUGUCUGAAUCAUAAAGGCUUUAACAAGGGUUGGGGUUUCCCUUGGGGCUAAAAGGAGGACAGUGUUGGGUUGAGGAGGCGUGUGUAGAGAGGAGCAGGAGGUGGGCUCUGAAGGAUGCUGCACUAAGAGGGGAUCUGUAACUUGAACCUAGCUGGAUACUGAUUAAGACUGGCCUCACUCUGGAUGACAUGGGUGUGGACAGAGGAGUAACACAAUUGAUGUCUGCUUUUAGAAGACUGGUCCAGCCAACAACAGGAGAACAAGAAGGGCAAUGAAAGGAUCAAGGAGACCAAUGGGGAAACAAUUUCCUAGCACCUGGGAAGGAGAUGCUGGUGGCUUCUAUUAGAGAGUGAGCAGUAGAAGUGGUUGGAGCCAAUUUGAAGGAAACACCCUCAGCAUAUUCCAAAGAACUAACUGAGCGAACAGGACGAGGACAUCAAGAAAUCUUUAAGCAAGAAGAACUUUAGAAGUUAGGACAGGAAGAAGUAUAAUGGCUUUCCAAAUCCUGGAGAACCUAGAGAUGGAGAUGACCUGUCCCAUCUGCCUAAAGCUGCUGACAGAACCCUUGAGUCUAGGCUGUGGUCACAGGCUUUGCAAAGCCUGCAUCACUGUGGACAACCAGGAGGCAGCAGUUGGCUCAGGAAAGGAGAGCAGCUGUCCUGUGUGUGGUGUCAGGUACCCACUCGGCAACCUGUGGGCUAAUCGCCACCUGGCUGACAUAGUGGAGAAAUUCAGGGAUGCAAAGCUGACCACAGGCAUUGGGAAGAAGAGAGAUUUCUGUGCACUCCAUGGAGAGAAACUCCAACUCUUCUGUGAGGAGGAUCGAAAGGUCAUUUGCUGGCUUUGCGAGUGUUCUGGGGAACACCCUGGUCACCACACGCUCCUCAUGGAGAAGGUAGCCAAAGAGUGUCAGGAGAAACUCCAGGCUGCUCUCAGGAGGCUGAGGAAAGAGCAACAAGAAGCUGAGAAGUUGCAAGCUGACAUCAGAGAAGACAGAAUUUCUUGGAAGUAUCAGAUACAGACUGAGAGACAAAGAAUACAGACAGAAUUUGAUCAGCUUAGAAGAAUCCUGGACAAUGAGGAACAGAGAGAACUGCAAAGAUUGGAGGAGGAAGAAAAGAAGACACUGGAUCAUUUGGCACAGGCUGAGGAUGAGCUAGUUCAGCAGAGCCAGGUGGUAAAAGAGCUCAUCUCAGAUCUGGAGCUUCGGAGUCAGUGGUCAGCAGUGGAACUGCUGCAGGACAUGAGUGGAAUUAUGAAAUGGAGUGAGAUCUGGACACUGAAGAAGCCAAAAACUCCUUCCAAGAAGCUGAAGAGUGUAUUUCACGCCCCAGACCUGAGCAGGAUGCUGUGGAUGUUUAGAGAGUUAAAAGAUGUUCAAGGCUACUGGGUGGACUUUACACUGAAUCCAGUGAACCUAAAUUUGAAUCUUGUCCUUUCGGAAGAUCACAGACAAGUGAGACCUGUUCCAAUUUGGCCAUUUAAAUGUUAUAAUUAUGGUAUUUUAGGCUCCCAGUAUUUCUCCUCAGAGAAACAUUAUUGGGAAAUAGACAUAUCCAACAAGACUGCCUGGAUCCUGGGAGUAUACUGUAGAAAACGUUCUAAAAAGUUUGGCGUUAGUCAAAGCACAACCCAUUCAAAUAAUUACUCUAGAUACAGACCUCGGUAUGGCUACUGGGUUAUAGGGCUACAGAAGAAAUUUGAGUAUUACGCCUUUGAUGAAACGUCUACCUUUGAUCCUAAGAUUUUGACCCUCUCUGUGGCUAUUCCUCUUCAUCGAGUUGGGAUUUUCCUCAACUUUGAAGCAGGCACUGUCUCAUUUUUCAACAUCACAAACCAUGGGUCACUCAUCUACACAUUCUGUAAAUGUUCCUAUUCUUGGCCCGUUUAUCCAUAUUUCAAUCCUUGGAACUGUCCAGCUCCCUUGACUUUGUGCCCACCAAGCUCCUGAAUGUUCUCAUUCCUUCAUCUACUUGGAGUACUCCUGUCUUAAGCCUCGUCUCUGGUGUCAGAGCACAUCUGUACUAUUCAGACCACCUCUUCCUUGUGGUUUCCCUUCUGUACUUCGGAGCUUUUACUCUUCCUUGAGAUGUCCAGAGUAUUUUGCUUGAAUUAGAAGAGAAGCAUAUUUACUCUUCUUCAUGGUCUCAGACAUCAAUCCCUCCCAAAGUUGUGUCUGUAUUGGUGUAACAUCACAGUUCUCCAUAUUUCUCUUGAUCCCUGAUCUGAAGAUACUUGGCAAAGCCUAUUAGCUUUAUUACCUAUCAGUAUUAUUUAGGAUAGUCCAUAGGAAUCUCCCUCAUGAACUCCACCACGACAACUUAAGAGUCUUUGAACAAAUAUCAGUUUAUGAUAUCCCAGGUUCAUCUGGGCAUCCAGGAAAAGAAAACAAACAUAAGCAGUGGACAUACCCAGAGUUAUAUCCAGAGUAUUUCAGUUCAAAUCCUGUCUCUUCUUUCAUAAACCGUGUGAAGUUCUAGUCAUGGAUAAAUUCUGAGUUUGUUUUUUCUAAAAUACAAAUUGAGAUUUACAAUUGCACCUAACAAGUUCAUUGUGAGGAACCAAAUGUCAGAAGACGUAAAAUAUCUAUUUAAAGUAUUCAGUACGUACUAAUAAAUAAUUACAUUUGUGAGUACUGGAAAUGAUAUGCUAGAUUAUUGUCCUAUGCAACAGUUUUGUGCCUUCAUAAUAAUAAUGUUUCUACUGAAGUUUCAUUUUUCAAGUUUUAGAUUCUGCUGUCAAGACUACUCUAUUUAAAUUUUGUUUUAUACAACUUUUUAUACUGAGGCUGGUACUGUUUUUAAAGCCUUUUAUGAUGAAUGGGUCAGAAAACUCUGAAAGAAUGAGUUUCCAUAAUCUGUCCAAUAUAAGAAGCCAUUUCUAGGAACAGCUGUUAUAAGGGACAGUCUUCUAGUGGUCAGGACAUUUUUUGAACGACUACUUUAGUUACCAGCCCAUGCACUUUUCUUUUCUUUUUUAAAAAAACAAUUUUUAAAAAAUGAACUCAGGAGAACAAAGGCAUCAACUAUUCUUCGAGAAUUAUACUUUAUAAAUUAGAGAAAGUAUGCUUUAUAAAUUUUUAUAGAGCCCAACCAGAAUGAAAAAGAACAUGCUUGACCUGGGACUUGUACAUAAUGGUAUAUAUAUAUAUGUACUCAUACACCCAACACACGUAGAACUGUAAUAGUCAUUUACAUAAAGAUAUUUACAUACAGUUUCUUUAUCUCAGUUAAUUUUCAAAAAUAUCAUAAGAAAAAGGAAUUUCUGUCAGGCAGUUAAAAAGAAUAUAGAAGCUGGGUGUGGUGGUGCACACCUCUAACCCCAGCACUCGGGAAGCAGAGACAGGAGGAGGCAAGUUUGAACCUAGCUUGGGCUACAUAGGGAGCUGAAGUGCAUAGUGAGGCCCUGUCUCAAAAAAAAGAAUGCACCAUCACAGGUGGUGAUGUAUGCUUGCAAUCCUAGCACUCAGGGGCCCAAGGCAAGAGGAUGGUGAGUUCAGACCCGCCUGGGCUUAAUGAGACCCUACCUCAAAAAAAGAAAAAAAAAAAAGAAAGAAGGAAGAAGGAAGGAAGAUAUAAGCCUAUUAGAUAUUACCCCAAUGUCUCAGGGCUAAAAAGUUGAAGGAAACAGGAUGAGAAGUGGUUCUGUCAACUCUCCCAGACCGUUGAGGAGCGACAUUGUUAUAUUAAUGAAAUUCUGUCUGAUUUCAAAGGUCGAGGUCAUAACCAUCCAGUCUAUACCAGUGGUGCCAAAUCUAUGGCACAUGUGCGGCAGCAGGCUAUUUAUAUCUUUGAAAGCUCUAAAAGGUCUAUACUCAUCAUGUCACCUGCAAGUACAUCAGGAAUGCAGUAUUCACUGCACUGUAUGCACUGUAUGUAAAUUACCUGCUACUGAUUCAUUAAUGGCUACAGGGACUGAGCUUUUCAAAGGACAUGUCCUGGGACCUAAGAUUUUUUUCUAUGAUCUACCAGUAUCCUUCUGCAAACCAGCAUCUCCUUGCUAUCCUUCCCCACAUCCUAAGGAACCUGGGUCACGUCUUCCCUCUGGAUGUGUACUAUAGAGGUGAAGACUGUCCCGGAGAGUGUUUAUGGAGUGAAGCCCCAGCAGAUCCAAGACAAAUUUAUCCUCUUUGAAGAAGACACACUGAGUGGACACUGAAGAAGAAAUUGAAAUGAGAUUGAUUUGGUGAAAUUUUAUGUAACAUGUGAAGACAAAGAUAAAUCUGUUAAGUUUGAGAUGUAAGCAUUUUGCCCAUGUAUGAAGUAUAGGUAAGAGAGAAAGAGGGGAAAGAAAAUCUUCAUUUGUGGAAAAUCAAGGGUUUUCUUUAGGUAGUUAUGUCACCCUUUUUGUGAGAAAGAUGAUGGGUUCCGAAAAGCACCAAUGCUAAUAUUUUUAUUCAUCUUACUAAAUUUGAUGAUAUUUCAAGGAUAAAUACUUCCUGACAUGCAGCUCACCAUUAAGGUUUUUUUUAAAUUUUUUUCAGCUUUUGAAUUAAAACCAAAGCCUUGGGCUGGGAAUUUAGCUCAGUGGCACUUGCCUCAUCUUAAGUAGCUAUCCAUUCUCUCUACUAUAAUUAUCAGUCUUACAGCUUCAUGGUUCUUUAGUACAGAUGCUAUAUACAUCAUUAAUGUCUCUUCUCGAGUCUUCUAAUUGCUGUAUUUUUCUGUUAUGCACUUCAGAUUACAUGGAGUUGCUUAUUUUUGUACCUAUGUACUUCGAUUGCAUAUUGCAGGAAAAGUCAAACUUGUUUCUUUUUUACAACUCCUUGAUUUUAUUGUAGGAACAUUAAUAUAUUUAAUUAAAAAUAAUUAUGAAAGACUAAUAUUAGCUAAUUUGGCUCAGAGAUGAAAAGACAGGAACUUAUAAAGAUUACAGAAAGAUAAUUAAUAGAUGUAGGAUCUAAGCCUAGUUCUGUAUGAUUUUGAACUCUGAACUCUAAGAACACUUCCUAGGAAUCUACUAAAACAAAUGGCUUAUAAAUUCCUCCAAGUUAAUUUCUUUAAAGCUGACCUGAAAGUCGCUGCCCUCAUUUUAAAAAGCUUUGUCAGUCAGGUGCCUGAAAUUCCAACAAUUUGGGAGACAGAGGCAUGACCACCCUAGUUUAAGACCAGCCUGGGUAAGACAGCAAGAUCCUGUCUCAAAAUAAAAAAAAAUAAAAAGGACUGGGGAGUUAGCUCAGUGGCAGAUCACUCCUGCAUUCAAAUCACGUUGCUCCUCACAGAAGUUCUUUUUCUCUUAUGUCUUCCUUUGUGGUAAAUGGCACCAUGAAAAAAACAUGAAUGUCAACCCCAAAAGCUGUGGGUUACAUUUCAUUCCUUCUAUACUACCUACCAACAAAAUUAGCUCCACAUUUGAAUUGGAUAUUUAAGUUUGAGAUUAUCUUAUGUCAUUCCAGGAGAUAUACAGAGCUUUGUAAUGUGACAUUGAGCAUUGAAAGAGCCAUUACCUGUCCCUCAGAGUAUUUCAAAGUGUGCUUUUUGAAGGAGUUCCAACUUUGCCCCUUCCAGUUAAUUCAUUCUCUCUGUAAAAGCAGUGAGGAUUUUACAGUUCACAUAUGAUUGUGUCACUUUGCACCUUGUAACUCUUCAAUGAUUCCCUUGUCUUCAGGAUUAUGUAUAAAAAUUAUCCUUUUAAAAGAUCAUUGUGGGGAAUAAAGGGUUAAAUGAAAAAGGAAACUUCUUGUGAAACUGUCUUACAUGUUAUUAAUAUCACUUAACUUAGAUUUCUUUUUACACUUCAUUUGCACUUUCCUGACUCCUUUGAACAAGUAAUUUCAGUAGAGAUGUUUCUCUUUUGUGUUGUCACACUUAGCAUCGUGUUAUUUCAUGCAAAAUAAAAUUUGUCAUAGGUAUGGUGUUUGAGGGUGGAAUUGGGUGGGAACCAUCCACACUCCUCUUUGGAAACUGACCCAGGAAAAUAAAAUUGCCUAAAAUAUCCAUCGGAAAUAAAGCCUUACAUUCAGUCAUGAGGAACACAUUAAGUUAUGUGUAAGAAAAUAAUAAAUUUGGCAUUCUGAUAUGU